GGAAGAGAAGGGAAGAAAGAAAAAAAAGGAGUGAGUUGAGUCGUCGGGGCGGGAGACAGGCGUCGGCCUGAGCCUUCCUCCCUCCCUCCCUCGACAGCAUUUGCACACGCACACGCACACCGACGCGCUCCCUCCUCUCCUCUCCUCUUGCCAAUUUUCUACUCCCUCCGCUUUCUGCCCGUCUCUCACCUGCGACCAGAUCUCGCCGCCCGCCACUGCGGCCCCGAACCCUGACCUAAUCCCCGGCCUACCUCCUCCGCGCCCCGGAUCUGCCCCCGCCCGCCGGCCAUGGACUCCGGCGGCGGGGCCACCGCCAUCCGCGUGCCCUACCGCCACAUCCGCGACGCCGAGACGGAGCUCGUCCGCCUCAACAGCGACGCCCAGCGGCCCAAGGAGGAGCAGCCCAGCGCGGUGGCGGGCGCGCCCAAGUACCGGGUCGUGCUGGCAUGCAUGGUCGCCGCCGGCGUGCAGUUCGGCUGGGCGCUGCAGCUCUCCCUCCUCACCCCAUACAUCCAGACUCUAGGAAUAGACCAUGCCAUGGCGUCCUUCAUUUGGCUUUGUGGGCCUAUUACUGGUUUUGUCGUUCAACCUUGUGUUGGAGUCUGGAGCGACAAAUGCCGCUCCAAGUACGGGAGGAGACGACCCUUCAUUCUCGCUGGAUGCGUGCUGAUAUGUGCAGCUGUAACUUUAGUCGGGUUUUCUGCAGACCUUGGUUACAUGUUAGGAGAUACCACCGAGCACUGCAGUACGUACAAAGGUCUAAGAUAUCGAGCUGCUAUUAUCUUCAUUCUUGGAUUCUGGAUGUUGGACCUGGCAAACAAUACAGUGCAAGGACCUGCCCGUGCCCUUCUAGCCGAUCUUUCAGGUCCUGAUCAAUGUAAUUCAGCAAAUGCGAUAUUCUGCUCAUGGAUGGCUGUCGGAAAUGUACUUGGUUUUUCAGCUGGUGCGAGUGGGAAUUGGCACAAGUGGUUUCCUUUUCUAAUGACAAGAGCCUGCUGUGAAGCUUGUGGUAACUUGAAAGCAGCUUUCUUGAUUGCAGUUGUAUUCCUUUUGUUUUGUAUGGCUGUUACCCUUUACUUUGCUGAAGAGAUACCACUGGAAGCAAAUGAUGCACAGCGAUUAUCUGACUCUGCUCCUCUACUGAACGGUUCUAGAGAUGAUCAUGACGCCUCAAGUGAACAGACUAAUGGAGGACUUUCUAACGGUCAUGCCGACGUAAACCAUGUCUCAGCUAACUCCAGUGCUGAGGAUCUUACAGAUGCAGGCUCCAACUCGAACAAAGACAAUGUUGAGGCUUUCAAUGAUGGACCAGGAGCAGUUUUGGUUAAAAUUUUGACUAGCAUGAGGCAUCUACCUCCUGGAAUGUAUUCAGUGCUUCUGGUUAUGGCCCUAACAUGGCUGUCAUGGUUUCCCUUUUUCCUUUUUGACACCGACUGGAUGGGGCGUGAAGUUUAUCACGGUGACCCAAAAGGAAACGCGAGUGAAAGGAAAGCUUAUGAUGACGGUGUCCGAGAAGGUGCAUUUGGUUUGCUAUUGAAUUCAGUUGUCCUUGGGAUUGGCUCUUUCCUUGUCGAUCCAUUAUGCCGGAUGAUUGGUGCAAGAUUGGUUUGGGCAAUCAGCAACUUCAUAGUGUUUGUCUGCAUGUUGGCUACAACAAUACUAAGUUGGAUCUCCUAUGACCUGUACUCAAGCAAGCUUCAACACAUUGUCGGAGCAGAUAAAACAGUCAAGACUUCAGCGCUGAUUCUCUUCUCUCUUCUUGGAUUGCCACUUUCGAUCACUUACAGCGUUCCGUUCUCGGUGACUGCUGAGCUGACUGCCGGAACAGGAGGCGGACAAGGUUUGGCUACUGGAGUCCUGAAUCUUGCCAUCGUCGCUCCUCAGAUAGUAGUGUCGCUCGGAGCAGGCCCAUGGGACCUGCUCUUCGGGGGAGGGAACAUCCCGGCAUUCGCCUUGGCCUCGGUCUUCUCACUGGCAGCCGGAGUUCUCGCGGUGAUCAAGCUACCCAAGCUGUCGAACAACUACCAAUCCGCCGGAUUCCACAUGGGCUGAAAACACAGAACCCAGAGCCGGAAGCCGGCUGCUGUGUGUAACAUCUACAGAUACUCAGCCUGAACACAACUAAACCCUCAUCCCCAUUUUGUCAUUCGUUUAUAUGGGAAAUGAUUCAUUUUGUCAGAUACACAAUAAGACUAAAGAUAAGAUAGAGAGUUUAGGAUAGAGAGGUAGUUAGGCAUGUGUGCAUAUGCAAAGUUGUAAAAGAUGUACACUGUUUUAUUUUUGGGUACUGUAUAUGUAGGUGAAGUUCCACAGAUGGCCGGAUGUAAAACAUGGUUUUGUGGUCUGAUAAUUUCUCUUGUUUUUUGGUC
Hordeum vulgare subsp. vulgare (domesticated barley) is the source of this 2369-nucleotide messenger RNA. RefSeq names its product sucrose transport protein SUT4. NCBI's taxonomy places the organism in Eukaryota, Viridiplantae, Streptophyta, Magnoliopsida, Poales, Poaceae. Gene Ontology annotation, molecular function: sucrose:proton symporter activity. Gene Ontology annotation, cellular component: membrane. The transcript is spliced from 14 exons. Gene Ontology annotation, biological process: transmembrane transport. The record is from RefSeq and is a predicted model, not a curated record. The coding region runs from base 289 to 2052 and encodes 587 amino acids.